GAGGAUCCUCAUCUCAUCCUGGAUUUAAGUUUCGUUUCUGCUCCUCAUUGCUUCUCUCCAUUGCUGCAGCUCGAAGAGAAGGCUCAAACACCACUGACCAUCACAGGUUUACAGAUCAGCAGUCCACGAUGAACCCACUGCUAACCAGACGGCAACAGAGAACAAUCUGCUCGGACAUUGGAAAUGUGAAGCUGAAGCUGUUGUAUAAGGCCAGCAUCCAUGGCUUCACUGGUGCAGUCUUCCACCAGAGAUGUGACAACCUCUCUCCGACUCUGUCUGUGGGCUACAAUAGCUCUGGUCAUGUGUUUGGAGGCUACACAGCUCAAUCAUUCAAUCAGUCUGGACAGUACAUGCAUGAUAACACAGCAUUUCUGUUCUCCUUCAAUGGAAAGUUCUGCAAAUAUCCAGUCGUUACUCCUGCAAAUGCAGUGAAAAUGGUUUCUAACAGUGGUCCAUAUUUUGGAGAGGCGCUGGUUCUCAUCUAUGGGAAUAAACCAGUAGUUUACAGCGCUCCAGGAAAUUAUUACAACUUCAACGCUGAGGAAAUGCAUGGUAACAAUCUCAACCUGACAGAGUGUGAAGUCUACCAAGUGGAGAAAUCUGCAGAACUGGAGAAGCCAUGGAGGACUAUCGUCUGGGAAUCUGAGAAGCGGAAAGAGCUGAUCGAGCGCAUUCAAGCUUACAAACCUCUGAUCAGCUCCGUUUCCCAGGUUCGGGUUUUGCUCGUGGGACCAGUUGGAGCUGGAAAGUCCAGUUUCUUCAAUUCUAUCAACUCCGUAUUCAAAGGCCAUAUCACCAGCCAGGCCAUAUCUGGCUGCGCAGCCACCAGCCUCACCACUCAGUUUCGCUCGUAUUCUGUAAAAGCUCACCGUGAUGGAAAGCCUCUGCCGAUCAUCCUGUGUGACACCAUGGGACUGGAGGACGCGAAGGGUGCCGGUCUCGACAUAGACGACAUCAUGAGCAUUGUUAAAGGGCAUCUGCCAAACUUUUAUCAGUUCAACCCCACAUCUCCCAUGAGCUCAGAGGCGAGCAACUACCGCAAGUCCCCGGAGCUCAAAGACAAGAUCCACUGUGUGGUGUAUGUCAUUGAUGCCUCUACGAUCUCCAUUAUGUCCACAAUCCUGGAGCUGAAGCUGGAUAUGAUCCGCAGGAAGGUCAACCUCCUUGGGAUUCCUCAGCUGAUUCUACUCACUCAAGUGGAUGAAGCCUGUCCUUUGGUGAAAGAGGACGUGAGAAACAUUUACAAGAGUGGCUACAUCAAGGAUUUGAUGCAAGAUAUCAGCUCUCAACUCGGUGUGUCCAUGUCCUGUAUCGUCCCUGUGAAGAACUACAGUGAAGAGUUGGAGUUGGAUGUAAACUGCGACAUCCUGCUGCUCAGUGCCGUUAAUCAGAUGCUCUGCUUUGCUGACGACUACUUUGAUGAAGUCGGUGACCGGAUGAGCAGCCUUCGUACCAAAGUAGAGUAGGCAGAGUUCAGUAAAUAUGAGGGAAAGAAGGAUCCUCACAGGAGAUCUCUCUCAUCUCUGCUGUACUGUGUUGUCAGUGUUGUGCUGCGACGGCUACAAUAAUCAUACACAAACAUUUUAAGCUUAGCUCUUAAUGCUGGAAGAUGCAACGUCUUCAAAUUACUUCUGGGACUUCAAAAUGGAGGGGCAGUAGCUAUACUCAAUAAUUUAGACGUUUACACUUGUAGUCCGAUUGCCUGAUACAGAAAAUAAUUAAAAAUACUACUUUUGGUUAAGUUUUUAUGAUGCUGUUAUUUUGUUAUUAUGAUUAUUAAAAACACUUUGGGAAGUAACAAGGUACUUUACUCCACAAAGCAUCACUAUCAUUUAAAGUGGUGGGGGGUAAUUUCUUCAUUAUUUGACAGUAGUGUGGUUUGCAGUGACUCUUCCUGACUGUUAGCAGGUGCAGCGCUCAGACCAAAUUUA
This is a messenger RNA of Salarias fasciatus (jewelled blenny), 1931 nucleotides long. RefSeq names its product interferon-induced protein 44-like. NCBI's taxonomy places the organism in Eukaryota, Metazoa, Chordata, Actinopteri, Blenniiformes, Blenniidae. The transcript is spliced from 8 exons. Gene Ontology annotation, biological process: immune response. The record is from RefSeq and is a predicted model, not a curated record. The coding region runs from base 129 to 1466 and encodes 445 amino acids. Gene Ontology annotation, molecular function: GTP binding.